This is a messenger RNA of Tupaia belangeri chinensis (Chinese tree shrew), 2165 nucleotides long. It is a transcript of the gene ATG7, whose product is annotated as autophagy related 7. Gene Ontology annotation, cellular component: cytoplasm; phagophore assembly site. NCBI's taxonomy places the organism in Eukaryota, Metazoa, Chordata, Mammalia, Scandentia, Tupaiidae. Gene Ontology annotation, biological process: autophagy of mitochondrion; protein modification by small protein conjugation; piecemeal microautophagy of the nucleus. The record is from RefSeq and is a predicted model, not a curated record. Gene Ontology annotation, molecular function: Atg12 activating enzyme activity; Atg8 activating enzyme activity.
GCGGGGGCGGGGCCAUUGCGUCAUCGCAGCGCGCGGGGCGGGCGACGCUGUGGUUGCCGGAAGUUGAGCUGCGUUGGCAACAGAUAAUGGCAGCAGCCAUGGGAGAUCCGGGGCUCUCCAAAUUGCAGUUUGCCCCCUUUAGCAGUGCCUUGGAUGUUGGGUUCUGGCAUGAGUUGACCCAGAAGAAGUUGAAUGAGUAUCGGCUGGAUGAAGCACCCAAGGACAUCAAGGGUUAUUACUACAAUGGUGAUUCUGCUGGUCUGCCUGCUCGCUUGACGCUGGAGUUCAGCGCUUUCGACAUGAGUGCUCCCACCCCAGCGCAUUGCUGCCCGGCCGUCGGGACGUUGUACAACACCAACACACUCGAGUCCUUCAAGACUGCAGAUAAGAAGCUCCUUUUGGACCAAGCAGCAAACGAGAUAUGGGAAUCCAUCAAAUCGGGCGCUGCUCUCGAGAACCCCGUGCUGCUGAACAAGUUCCUCCUCUUGACAUUUGCAGAUCUAAAGAAGUACCACUUCUACUACUGGUUUUGUUACCCUGCCCUGUGUCUUCCAGAGAGUAUACCUCUCGUUCAGGGGCCAGUGGGUUUGGAUCAAAGGUUUUCACCAAAACAGAUCCAAGCCCUCGAGCGUGCAUACGAUGACCUCUGUCGAACAGAAGGAGUCACGGCACUGCCUUACUUCUUAAUCAAGUAUGAUGAGAGCACAGUGCUGGUGUCCUUGCUCAAACACUACAGUGAUUUCUUCCGAGGUCAAAGGACAAAGGUAACGAUUGGUGUGUAUGAUCCCUGUAACUUAGCCCAGUACCCUGGAUGGCCCCUGAGGAAUUUUUUGGUCCUAGCAGCCCACAGAUGGAGUAGCAGUUUCCAGUCUGUUGAAGUCCUUUGCUUCCGUGACCGCACCAUGCAGGGGGCAAGAGAAGUUGCCCACAGCAUCAUCUUCGAAGUGAAGCUUCCAGAAAUGGCAUUUAGCCCAGAUUGUCCUAAAGCAGUGGGAUGGGAAAAGAACCAGAAAGGAGGCAUGGGACCAAGGAUGGUGAACCUCAGUGAUUGUAUGGACCCUAAAAGAUUAGCCGAGUCAUCAGUGGAUCUAAAUCUCAAACUGAUGUGCUGGAGACUGGUCCCCACGUUAGACUUAGACAAGGUCGUGUCCGUCAAAUGUCUGCUGCUUGGAGCCGGCACCCUGGGUUGUAAUGUCGCGAGGACAUUGAUGGGCUGGGGCGUCAGACACAUCACGUUCGUGGACAACGCCAAGAUCUCCUACUCCAACCCUGUGAGGCAGCCGCUCUAUGAGUUCGAGGACUGCCUGGGAGGAGGGAAACCCAAGGCCCUGGCUGCAGCAGACCGGCUCCAGAAAAUAUUCCCCGGAGUGAACGCCAGAGGGUACAACAUGAGCAUCCCCAUGCCCGGGCACCCAGUGAGUUUCUCCAGCCUCACCCUGGAGCAGGCCCGCAGGGAUGUGGAGCAGCUGGAGCAGCUCAUCGAAAGCCAUGAUGUCAUUUUUCUGUUGAUGGACACCAGGGAGAGCCGGUGGCUUCCCACCGUCAUUGCUGCCAGCAAGAGAAAGCUGGUCAUCAAUGCUGCCUUGGGAUUCGACACCUUUGUUGUCAUGAGACAUGGCCUAAAGAAGCCAAAGCAGCAGGGAGCUGGGGACUUGUGUCCGAGCCACCCUGUGACAUCCGCCGACCUCCUGGGCUCAUCGCUGUUUGCCAACAUCCCCGGUUAUAAACUCGGCUGCUACUUCUGCAAUGACGUGGUGGCCCCAGGAGAUUCCACCAGAGACCGGACCUUGGACCAGCAGUGCACAGUGAGCCGUCCAGGCCUGGCCGUGAUCGCAGGAGCCCUGGCGGUGGAGCUGAUGGUGUCCGUUCUGCAGCAUCCGGAAGGGGGCUACGCCAUCGCCAGCAGCAGUGACGACCGCAUGAGCGAGCCUCCGACCUCUCUUGGGCUUGUACCCCACCAGAUCCGGGGAUUUCUGUCGCGGUUUGAUAAUGUCCUUCCCGUCAGCCUGGCGUUCGACAAAUGUACAGCUUGUUCUUCCAAAGUUCUUGAUCAAUACGAACGAGAAGGAUUCGAUUUCCUAGCGAAGGUGUUUAAUUCUUCACAUUCCUUCUUAGAAGACUUGACCGGCCUUACGCUGCUGCACCAAGAGACCCAGGCAGCCGAG